AAGUUGAACACUUGGGAGAACAUUGACAGACCUGCCCUGAUCGCGAACAUUGACGUACUGAAGACCGAACUGGACGAGCUGUACGCCGACUUUCUGAAAGAGGUCAACGACAAAACCACUGCGUGGAGGGCGAUCAAGACCGCCGUGGAAGCCCUAGAAUCUGACAAAAAGCAGAUUUGUGGCGAGUUGUCGCAGCCGAACAUCAACCUCCCACUUAACAUGCAAACGUUUCCCCCGGUUAUUGGUGUCACUGCGGCCGGCCGAUUGGAUACUGGUGCUGGGACUGGCAGCGACGAGAUGAAGCCGCACAGCGGCCAGCAAGAGCACGAACCGGAGCAGGAUGCGCCAGAUACUGAUGAGGUG
This is a messenger RNA of Mesorhabditis spiculigera, 363 nucleotides long. The record is from the annotation of a GenBank genome assembly. Lineage: Eukaryota; Metazoa; Nematoda; Chromadorea; Rhabditida; Rhabditidae.